UAUCUGACGUCAUAUCCAGCUGAUAUAGUUGUGUAAUUUGUACUGGUGAAAAUUUAUUUUGGGAUGACUGAAAAUUUGUUUUAUUAUCUUGCUUGACUGCUACUGUUUUACAAGAGGACUGGAGAUAGUCUUAUCUUUUAUAUUUCUAUGCUCGCUGAAAAUUACAGAGGGAAAAAAAGGAUCUUAUUUGAUGCACCUUCUGAAAGCUGCAGCGUACCUGGGCGUGAUUGGUGUUUUGAUUGCAUGUGUCUGGCCGUUUGGUUCCGUGAUGAGUAUCUACAGGAAUAGUGUGUUUGUCGUCAAAGGAUUGAGAGAAUUCUGCAAGAGUGGCUAUGAACAUGCAGCAAAAUCGUUUGACAAGACAGCCUUAGAUGUCGAUAUAUCUAACCAGGCCUAUCUCAUCACGGGCGCUAACAGUGGUAUUGGAAAGAGUGCUGCUCUUGCUGUGGCUCAAAGAGGUGGCACAGUUCAUAUGAUAUGUAGAAAUCAGACAAGAGGAGAGGAGGCAAAACAAGAGAUUGAAACUACCACAGGAAAUCAGAAAGUCUUUCUUCAUGUUGUCGAUAUGUCAGACUCACAGAAGGUGUCUGAUUUCGCCAGGGAAUUUGCAGAAAGUGGAAAGGAACUACAUGUUUUGGUAAACAAUGCAGGUUGUAUGGUGAACACAAGGGAGAUGACAUCAGCUGGAUAUGAAAUGAACUUUGCGACCAAUGCUCUCGGAACAUACAUCUUGACAUCACUCCUCAUUCCAGUUUUACAGAAAGCAGAGAAUUCUAGAGUGAUAACUGUUUCUUCUGGAGGUAUGUACACACAGAAGCUGGAUCUAAGCAAUUUACAGAGUGAGAAAAGCUUUGAUGGAACAAUGUCAUAUGCCCACCAAAAACGUCAGCAGGUGAUCAUGACUGAGCAGUGGGCAAAGAGAUACCCCGAGAUCAAGUUCUUUACCAUGCAUCCUGGCUGGGCCGACACACCGGCCGUGCGGAACUCCAUGCCCGAUUUCUACGCUAGGUUCAAGAACAAACUGAGGACCCCGGAGCAAGGGGCAGACACUGUCCUUUGGCUGUGCCUGGCGAAAGCCCCCUUGGACGCCGAGAGUGGAGGAUUUUAUUUGGAUCGCAAGCCUCAGUCAAAACAUCUCACUUUUGCAUGGACCAAGUCAUCAGCUGGCGACGAAGAGAAGCUAAUGACAAUACUGGAAGACAUGGCCGCCAAGUUCAGGACAAAAUGAGAUUAAUUCAAUUAUGACUUCAUUAAAGUGUCGCAGCCAGUUUGAGAGUGAUGCAUUUAAGUGUCAUUUGGUGCUACAACCAUAUAAUCUGGAUUGAAUAGUGUUUGAUGUCAGUGAUGUGGCAAUUUGUCAUUCAAAGUUUGAAGAUGAUAAUCAGUACUCUGGUGAUCUGAUUAUUUUAUUCAAAUUGUGUGCCCUCGUAAGGGUUCCCAGCCCAUUGGGGAAAUCAGGGAAAAUUAUUUUACUUUUUUCCAGUCAGGGAAAAUCAGGGAAUUUGAUUAAAAAUACCUCAAAUCAGGGAAAAUGUCUCAAACGAGAGAAAAUCAGGCAAUUUUGAUUGGCCCAAAAGUCGAAAGCAUGGUAGUCAGUCAGACUCUGUUAUAUUUUGUUGCAUAUCAGAUCAACAUACAUUGAAUGACUGGUUAUGGUGAUUUUUUUAGUGUAGCCUCUUAAACUGCAGUACAAAAUUUUACACUGAAAAUAUAUGUAAUUCACUGCAACAACAUACAAAACAUGCAAAACUGGGAAUGGGUUUAAAUCAUUAUCAUGGAAUUUUUCAACUUCAUCUGGGAAUAAUCAGGGAAUUGUGUUUUCUUGAAAAGCUGGGAACCCUGCUCAUCUUUGUCUAUCUGGGAAUCUUGGGAGUCAUGAGGUCAAAGGUCAAGUAGGUAAAAGGA
Molecule: messenger RNA, 1905 nt
Organism: Lytechinus variegatus (green sea urchin)
Lineage: Eukaryota; Metazoa; Echinodermata; Echinoidea; Temnopleuroida; Toxopneustidae
Product: dehydrogenase/reductase SDR family member 12-like
Exons: 10
Coding region: 191-1228 (345 amino acids)
Source: RefSeq, a predicted model, not a curated record